Molecule: messenger RNA, 916 nt
Organism: Nannochloropsis gaditana CCMP526
Gene: ORC1
Product: origin recognition complex subunit 1
Exons: 8
Coding region: 2-916 (304 amino acids)
Biological process (GO): mitotic DNA replication checkpoint signaling; DNA replication initiation
Cellular component (GO): nuclear origin of replication recognition complex
Molecular function (GO): DNA replication origin binding
Source: RefSeq, a predicted model, not a curated record
GAUGGAUUACCUGGUCGGGAAGAGCCUGCAUACAAUGGAGGGGAAGGUCAUCUACAACUUCCUGGAGUGGGGCGCCGGCGGAGACGGAGGCCGGCGAGGCCUCAUUCUUCUCGGUCUCUCCAACACCGUCGACCUGCCCGAGCGAGUUAUGCAGCCCCGCGUCCAGUCCCGCCUCUCCCUCCGGCGCGUCCGCUUUGAGCCCUACUCGCACCUCCAGGUGGCGAGCAUCCUCAGGACAAGACUGGGAGGCCUGGUGCCGCAGGUGAUCGACGACCAGUGCAUCCAAAUGUGCAGUCGCAAGGUCGCGAACGUGUCGGGGGACCUGCGCAAGGCCUUCCAGGUCUGUCGGUACGCCAUCGACCUCAAACGCCGCUUCCUCUCCUCUCCCUCUGUCCGCCCUUCAAGCCUCGCUGCUCUCGAGGAGACAGGGGAGGGUGGCGCCCCCGCUUCUUCCCCCGGCGCCGACAGGAAGGAGGUCGAAGAGAGGAAGCCCUUGGUGGAUAUAGCUCUCAUCAAUCAGGCGGCACGCGAGUUGCAGGAGAAGCCGAUUUUUAGGGCGGUGCAAGAGGGCUUGACUGACGCGCAGGUUUUAGUGCUCAUCGUCAUUAUCCGCAGCACUGUAGAAAGCGGGAGGAUGGAAGCGGCCAUGCCUGACGUAUAUCGACGGUGGCGUACAGCACUCUCCAAACUGGAAAUUCACCCGUCCUCCCUCACUCCCUCCUACGGAGAAGCGCUCGAAAUCGCCCAACGCCUAGCCCUGGACGGCUUUCUGAGCCUGAGUAAGACCAGACAAUCCUGGGCGCCCUUUCUGACUUUGGAGCUUCAGUCUGCUGAUGUGGCAGAAGCUGUACGCAAAGGGCGUUCGCGCCAAAUUUACGAGUUACUGCCCAAGGAACUGCGCGAAUGGAAUCGAUGA